Messenger RNA from Homarus americanus (American lobster), 779 nucleotides. Its product is annotated as cyclin-dependent kinases regulatory subunit 1-like. The coding region runs from base 96 to 356 and encodes 86 amino acids. The transcript has 3 exons. Lineage: Eukaryota; Metazoa; Arthropoda; Malacostraca; Decapoda; Nephropidae. Gene Ontology annotation, cellular component: cyclin-dependent protein kinase holoenzyme complex; SCF ubiquitin ligase complex. Gene Ontology annotation, biological process: regulation of mitotic cell cycle. Gene Ontology annotation, molecular function: cyclin-dependent protein serine/threonine kinase activator activity; protein kinase binding; ubiquitin binding. The record is from RefSeq and is a predicted model, not a curated record.
AUUUAAACGUCCACAACACCGCCACAUGAAGUUUAAAAGUCGUGGUGAACAGCGUAGAUCCUCUCCUCGCACCCCCACCUGCUACAGCCUCCACUAUGCCUCACAGGAUCUAUUACUCGGAUAAAUACUACGACGAGAAGUUUGAAUACAGACAUGUUAUGUUACCCAAGGAUUUGUCCAAGCUCGUUCCCAAGACACAUCUGAUGUCAGAAUCUGAAUGGCGAAGUCUUGGAGUACAGCAGAGCCAAGGCUGGGUCCACUACAUGAUUCAUGAACCAGAACCACAUAUAUUGCUGUUUCGACGACCCAUUACCACACCACCGCCAAAAAUGGAUGAGGAAGAUGAGGAGGAAUAAACCUGAUGUUCUGAUAACUCUCCUUGUUUAUCAUGUUGUCAUAGCCUAGCAGAGGCUGGCAGCUGGUACCUGUACCAUUGAUCUGCUUACCAACUCAUUCCUUGGAAAUUCCUUAAUGUAUCUUUUUUCAUCUCUUUACCCUUUCUUAGUUUAUUUGAAUGGAACUGUUCAUUAUUAGAUAUGAAAUAUCCCAAAAUUAUUUGAGUUGUACAUAUAGUUUUAAGGGAGGCUCAUUUUGGGUAAGUGUUGCUGAACAUUGAACAGCUGCAUUUAAAUUAAGCAGGAACUAGUUUAUGUGAUUAGUUGCCAACUUUCUUGGUAAACCUGUUGUUUCCACUUCCUUGUGUAUUCCUCAACAUGUUUUGAUUUUCAUCUCCAUCCAUGAGUUGUUUCAUACCUGUUCAAAUAUAAAUUUUUAUAUAA